AAAAUAAUCAGGCUUGAAGGCUUGAUCCUAAUAAGCCCUGUAAAAAAAGGUUUGAACUCGGGUAGACUUUCAAGUCUUGUUAUAUUAUUAUUAUUAUUAUUAUUAUUAUUAUUAUUAUUUUAGUGGAACACGUGUUUGAAAUCAAUGAUUUGCUCACCUGAUCCUACACGCAUUAUAUUAUUAUUAAUUUUAAUUUAUUCUAAAAUUGAUUUAAUAUAAUUUAAUAAAUAUUAGUGUAUAGUGUAAAAUUCUUAAUAUUUUUUAUUUUUCUAUAAUUAUUAUGUUUGUAUAUUUAUAAAAAAUGAAUUAUUUUUUAAUCAAGAUUUAAAUUUUAUUACUAGAUUUCUAAAUGUGUGUUGUUUAAUUUUUAAAAAAUUAUGAGGAUUUUAUUUUUUUUAAUUUCAGAAUAUUUUAAUUAAUUUAUAAUGUUUAAUUUUUUUAUUUUUUUAUUUUUUUGAAAAAGGGCUUCUGGGCCAGCCUUGAGCUUUUCACAUAAAGGCCAGGUUUGAGAAAUGAGAUUCAAAAUGGAGAACUGGGUUUUAGAGCUCAGGCCUUUAAAGGCCGAGUCUAUAAGGGCCAGGCCCUUAAGGAUUAAGCCUGCUCAUAUUCCCAACUCUACCUUAAAGCAAUGAAUUAAAACUGUGUUCUCCUGUUUAGCCAACGCCCAACAGUCGAAUUAGGGCCCCACAGAAACCUUUUUUUUUCAAGUUAUUUUACCCAAGACUAGAAAAAGCACGCCCCAGCUCUUGACAGACUUUUAAUCAGUUUGAACUUCAGCAUUUGAUCAGUUUCUUCUCUGCGAGCAUCGAUCAAUUUCCAGAGAGUUUCUGAUGGAACUGAAAUUCAACUUCUGCGUGCGAGCAAAUGUACUGUCCCCUGAGUAUAAAUCAACCUGAGUUCCUUUCCUUGUUCAUCAGAUAUUGCUUUUUACGAAGCUGAUUAUUUCGCACGAACAGCAGGAUAAGCCAAUCUACCACAAAUUACAAAAACAUGACAUUUAGCAGUGGAGUAGAGGCUGCGAGUUUUGUUGCGAGCUCCAAUAUUCUGAGGCGUCCUGUUGAGACAAUCUCGGAGCUUUAUGCAGAAACGAGUUCAAAGCAGGAGGAGCUGUGCUUCAAAGUGAAGCAAGAGUUGGAUUUGAUGGUAAUAGCAUUUGUGGCCACUCCAAUCUGUACUGAUCAAAGUCAUCUUCAAGCGCCUGAGCAAUCAGAUUUGAUUUCAUCUUCGGCUCUCAAGGACAACAAUUUCCCUCUUUUUGAAUUCCUCUGUAACGAAAAAUUCCCAUGUUUCUCCCUUCACAAGCCUGCACUUUCUCUCUUCUAUCAUCAUCGUGAACAGCUCCAUCAACUGAAAUCCCGGAUUGAUAGCUCCAAGCCGCUGAUGGUAACUGGGCAUGCUGUUGGGGGAUCCAUUGCUUCUCUCUUCACUCUGUGGCUGUUAGAUAACCUCACCACUGGCUCAGGUAGGAAACACUUACCCCUCUGCAUCACCUUUGGCUCACCCCUUUUGGGUGAUACACACCUUCAGAAAGCCAUUUCACGGAGCCCUUUCUGGAAUUCAUGCUUUCUCCACGUGGCCUCUCUCCAGGACCCUCUUCCCAGGUUCCUCAUUUCAACCAAUGUGUACAAGCCAUUCGGAACAUUUCUCUUGUGCUCUGAACAAGGCUCUGCUUGUUUCAACGACCCUGAAUCUAUUCUGGAACUUUUAGCAGAAAUGAAGCCCGCCCUGAGUGAUCCAUAUGAUCAAAAAUUUCACAUUCAUCAGUAUUCAGACAUUGUCCAAAAUCUCCACCGCAAGGUUAUUUGCAAGGCUUUUGCUUCACAGCCCCAAAGCAUGGCUCAUUGUGAUUCACUAGAAGCAGCUAUAAUCAUUCAGCUUGCAGCACUAAGCCUUUCACAAAUCCAGCAGGACAUGGUGGAAAAGCUGAAGCUGCCCGAGAUCACAUUGCUGAAGAAGAAGAAAGAUUUGGAUCCGUCCAAGAGAUUGAAUGACGUGAAGAUAUAUAUGGCCAAUAUCGAAUGGUACAAAAAGUUCUCCAAAGCUCAGGAGACAGGAAUGUACGACAUGUACAAGAAGCAUAGAAAUGAAAGAGACCAGGAAAUUGUUUGGUGGAAGAAAGAGCUCACACUUUACUGGAGAGAAAUGGUUGAAGAGGCAGAGACGAAGCCUCAAAAGGAAGGAGCUGCUUUUCGCACCCGCUGGCUCUAUGCUGGAACAAAUUACAGAAGAAUGAUGGAGCCACUUGACAUUGCUGACCACUACGAAAGGGGUGGAAAAAACUAUGAGACUGAAGGAAGGUCCAUACAUUACCGGCAGCUAGAGGAAUGGCUCAAGGAAGACAGAACGCCUUCACCUGGGGGAUUAUCAUGCACUACGAACAAACAGAACGUGGAAUCAAUUCUGACGCUGGAUUCUUCUUUCUGGGCAUGCGUGGAAGAGGCUCUCAUUGCUUGCAGGGACAUGAAGAGCCGUGAAGAAUCUAGUACUAUGCAGAAAUUAAGUGAGUUUGAAGAAUAUGUUUAUGGGUCGCUCAAGAAUUAUGCAGUUUCGCCUGAGAUUUUCUUGAAGCACAGCACCUACAUGCGUUGGUGGAAUGAGUAUCAGCUGCUCAAGGAGGCAUCCAGUGAUUCAAAACUCGCUAGCUUCAUGAAAAACCCUGACAAUUACAAGCUCUAUUCUAUAGGGCUUUUUGAUUUCCAGUGAAGUUUGACUGUUGAAGAAUUGCGAGCAUAAGUAAUAAUGAAGUAGUACAAUGAAUGCUUUGAUUGGAUUCCUCUAAAUAUUAAAAAAAAAUAAAUGCUUUAAUAAAAGUUUGGAUAAUUCAUUUUGAGACAGUUA
This is a messenger RNA of Prosopis cineraria, 2838 nucleotides long. RefSeq names its product senescence-associated carboxylesterase 101-like. Gene Ontology annotation, biological process: defense response; lipid metabolic process. Lineage: Eukaryota; Viridiplantae; Streptophyta; Magnoliopsida; Fabales; Fabaceae. The transcript has 4 exons. The coding region runs from base 991 to 2703 and encodes 570 amino acids. Gene Ontology annotation, molecular function: carboxylic ester hydrolase activity. The record is from RefSeq and is a predicted model, not a curated record.